AUGAGAGACAAUAAGCCAAUAAUCCUAACAAGAAAAAAGCCUGAAGAACAGAGUAAGGCAAGAGACGGGGUUCCUGAGGACACGGGCCUGAGAAUAGUCAGCAAGAGGGUAGGAGAUGCCAUAGCGAAUGCAAGGGCCCAGAAGGGCAUGUCAAGAAAGGACUUGGCCCAGAAGAUGAAGAAAAAUGUAUCCAUAAUCGACAGCUGGGAAAGAGGGGAGGCAGUGUAUAACGAGAAGAUUGCGAAGGAGUUUGAGAGCAUCCUCGAGGUCAAAACUGAUUGGAAAUAA
Molecule: messenger RNA, 288 nt
Organism: Encephalitozoon cuniculi GB-M1
Lineage: Eukaryota; Fungi; Microsporidia; Unikaryonidae
Exons: 1
Coding region: 1-288 (95 amino acids)
Cellular component (GO): nucleus
Molecular function (GO): DNA binding
Source: RefSeq, marked provisional